Messenger RNA from Clunio marinus, 477 nucleotides. The record is from the annotation of a GenBank genome assembly. NCBI's taxonomy places the organism in Eukaryota, Metazoa, Arthropoda, Insecta, Diptera, Chironomidae.
AUGUUUCUUAGAGAGAUAAAACUUUUCUUUACCAAUCCUGAAUUUUCUUUCUUAUUAAGACAAAUGAUGAUGCAAAUGAUAUGUUUAAUAAAAAUUAAAAUAAAAAAUGCAUGUUGUUUCGUCUCGUUGGCUUUCAAAGUUGAACCGUACAAACAAAGCAAAAGUCCUUCGGAAUGCAUUGUACACAGCAAAUCACAAACAGAACCGCAAGAGCUACAAGUGGAUACUCUGUUGAUUGUUAAACUGUUGAUGAAGGAGGUUCAUAUGGUUUUGUCUAUAACCAUUGCAAAUGAAUCAUUAAAGUGUGUAGUAUUUGACAAGAUUUGUAAAUCCAUCGCACUUCAUGCACAUCAAAUACAUCCUUGUCCAAAUGCCGUCAACCCCCCAAAGCCGUGCCCCAAAACAAUUCCACUCAAUAGGCGAACACUAGAGGAUAAUAAAUUAUCGCCCAUGAAAAAAUAUCAAUCAAAAGAUUAA